Molecule: messenger RNA, 2220 nt
Organism: Passer domesticus (house sparrow)
Lineage: Eukaryota; Metazoa; Chordata; Aves; Passeriformes; Passeridae
Gene: BEAN1
Product: brain expressed associated with NEDD4 1
Exons: 5
Coding region: 98-655 (185 amino acids)
Source: RefSeq, a predicted model, not a curated record
CCGGGGCCGCCGGCUCCGGCCCGGCCCCGCUCCGGCCCCGCGCACGGCAGGAGGCGGCGGGGCCCCGCCGGCCCCCGGGGAGCCGCGGCGGGGGCGGAUGGAGACAGCGGGCACGGCGGCGGGCUGGGUUAUUUUCUUCCAUCUUCCUCUCAUCUCUGGAAGAUCCAUCAGUAUUGGGAUAGGCAGCAAUUAUUCCAAUCUCUCAAUCGCCUCGAACCGGAGCAGCGCUCCCAGCGCCUUGCCGGGCCGCGGGGAGCACGGCGCUGACAGCAGCCUGCUGGUGUCCCCGCUGCUGGUGGCAGGGCUGGUGAUCGGGCUGGUGCUGCUGCUGUCCUGUGCCACCAUCGUGGUGGGCAGCCUGCGCCGGGACCGCCGGGCCCGGCCGCCCCGCGCGGGCAGCGCGGCUGCCGACGCCCCAGAUGGUUUCUCCCACGGCGGCUCCUCUGCAGAGCUGCGAUCCACCUGCAGCGAGGAGCUCCCCCCAGCCUGUGACUUGGACUCCUACCUGGAUAUACUUUCUCAGGUGACCAUCAUGUAUCCUGAUCCACCUCCACGUUCAGCAAGAUUUUCAAUAUUCUCAGUAUACUAUACCCAAAAGAACAAAACCUCACCAUUUUGCAGUGCAGAACUGCUGGCAGGCUUUUCUAGAAGGUAAGGCUCUAUUUCACAUUUGUGUUUUUAACACAGAGAACUGAUCCUCUCCAUAAAGUAUUCAUUUCAACAGUUUGGUGGAAUGCAGAGCACCCUGCAAUGAGAGAAACAAUGCUGUACCCCACCUCAGAGGGGGCAGAGGUGCACGCAGUGCCCCAGUCAGGUUUAGGGGCAGGGCAGUCAGCAGAGAGGGAAGCACGGGGUGGUCUGUGCAGAGUGGGGUUGGCUCUCAGGGCUGGGUCUGCCUGCAGCUCUGCACAGCUGCUCCUGCAACAGGGCCGGGCUCCGGGAGCUGCUUCCCCCACGCUGCUCCUGGGGAGGGAUGGGGAAUCUGCUGAACCCACAGCAGAAGGGAAAGGGGGUUUUUUCCCCUGAAAGUGAGGUUCGUGCAGGUAACAUGACCAAGCUGCAGGCUCCUCUGCAGACAGGCACAGAGGGCUUUUCACACGAGGCAGACAAGUCCCUGCCCUGUUACUGAUGCUCAGUUUCUCUGCACAGUGGGAAACCCUUUGGUUUGGCUUUUCACCUUUUUAACAGGGAUUUCCUGCCCUUCCACCAAGUCUGUAUCUGUGAUUUACAAAACAAGCUGACUUUUAAGUAGACUUCUGAUGAGAAUGGGAGAUUUACAUAUUACCUCAUGCUAGCAAUGCAUUGUAAAAUUGUAGGAAACUAAUCCAAGUAUUUCUUUCUUCCUUCAGUAACACUGAAGUGUCCCUGGCACUGUGCUCUGGGUUUGGCAGCAUUUCUUACACACAUCUGCCUGCUCCCUCUGGUGGCGUGGACCACUCCAUAAAAUCCUGUCAUCCUGUUACCACAGAAUAAUCCAAACAACCCCAGCUGCACUGCCACACGGCUAUGGGAGCCACCCAAAACAUCCACAUCCAACUGUAGCAUUUUUCUGAGUUACCACUGAAUACCUGGGUUAUGUGAUUCAUUACAAACAUAUAUAAUUAAAAAACAAACUGUGAAUUGAAGGCAGAGUGUGCUUCCUUCUGUGAUAUCUUACCACCAUCACUUGCAGGAGUGGUUUAGCAUUUUCUGCUCUUGUUAAUCUUUUCAACUGAAUGAAAUCCAACAAAGCUGGAUUGGGGGGAAGCUUAUAAAUCCAGACAGAUAGCACUAGAAAGAAAAAAAAACUAGCUGUAAAACACUAUAGAGAGACUUUUGCAGCUUUGAAGCUGCUCCAACAGCUUCUGAUGCUACCACUGCAGGUGUUGAAAUUCCUUGUAAUGAUGCAGUAAGGACAUGCUUUCAUUUCUUGAAAAUAUUGCAGAUCUUGGAUAAAUCUCAGCAAAGUUGGCAGAGUGAUGUUGCUCUUGAGAAAUUCAUCUCCUGCUAUCAGAUAUUAUCCUAAACCCUUGCAUAAUUCCAAUACCAGUGCUAAAACCCAGGCUUAACACAGGCCUUUGCUUUAUUACAUGGGUAAAAUCAGAAAGAAAAGUGGACAUGCUAUUUCUUGCUACAUGAUAACAACCCUGUAUUUCUGUAGUCAUCUCUUCUGCUUCAAUUUUUAAUAUACUGAUCUUAUACAGAACUUUUAGUAAAGAACACACACAUAUUUGGGUUGGC